Bolinopsis microptera is the source of this 2042-nucleotide messenger RNA. RefSeq names its product solute carrier family 22 member 7-like. Gene Ontology annotation, biological process: transmembrane transport. Gene Ontology annotation, molecular function: transmembrane transporter activity. Bases 314 to 1690 code for a protein of 458 amino acids. The transcript is spliced from 2 exons. The record is from RefSeq and is a predicted model, not a curated record. NCBI's taxonomy places the organism in Eukaryota, Metazoa, Ctenophora, Tentaculata, Lobata, Bolinopsidae.
AUUUGUAGCAAGAUUAGGCGGUUCAUGACGAAUCAAAUCAUGCCAAUCUGCCAAUCGUCAGUAUGCUGAACGAAAAAUGAAAUCCUCUUGAUCUUAUGGACUUUGAUAAAGAUCUACACAACUAUAUCAUGAUCUAUUAUAACUAUAAGUCGAACCCAUCACUGGAAAGGAGAAGCCGAAAGAUUCUCUUCAAGAAGAAUUUUUAACUAUCGAAGAUGUUAUCGACAAAACUGUGAAAAGACUGAACUUUAGGCUUGCUUUCAUCUACUGGGUCGCACUCAGUACGGUUUUCAACGCAGGUGUUGUAACCAACAUGACAGUGAUGACUGGAAACAUACCCUAUAAAGACUGGACAUGCUCUUCGAAAAAAUGCACCUCUCUAUAUGCAGCAGCUUCCGACAAAGAAAACUUCUUCACUGAACGGACAAUGUGCGACAAUGACUUUAUCGCUGGAAUAGAUUUUGAUUGGGCCACAAAAAAGACGACUUUCACAACGGACUGGAAUAUCUACUGCAAGAACGAGGCGAAGUUGUCUACAAUAUCUGGAGUAUAUUUUUUUGGUGGAAUCUUUGGAUUGUUAUGCUCAACUGGAAUCUUCGAUAGGAUAGGUCGCAAGAAAGGAGCACUUUUAGGAAGUGCUAUUACCACACUGGCUACUGCAGCAAGCGCUGUUGCCCCCAACUACGAGGCUCUGCUCGUAUUUAGGAUAAUGUCUGGGUUUGGCCUGAUGAUCAACUACACGGGAAGUUACUGUUGGAUCAUUGAAUUUGCCCCCACAAACCUCCGGAACAUAGCAAGUGGGUUCUACCCCAUGGGUUGGUCUAUAAGCUCUCUUAUGUUGGCGCUUCUUGGGUACUUGAUUGACAAAUGGCAGCAUGUUUACCUAGCUGCCGCUGGAAUUUGCGCGUUCUGCACUAUCAUGUUUAUCGUGAAUCCUCUUCCAGAAUCCCCUAGGUUUCAUUUGGUCCGAGGUGAGGAAAAAGAAGCUAAAAAAUGUCUGUUGUCCUUUUUCCAGGCUACUGGUAACCGCUUCUCCUUUGAAGGUGUAAAUCUAAUUUACGAGAAAAGGGUGCAAAAUUAUUUCAAACAGGUCAGUGAUUUUAAGAGAUAUCCAGCCAUGCUAAAAAGGACUCUUCUCUGUAUGCUCUGCUGGUUCUUCGUCUCAAUCAUAGGAUUUGCAUACACUUUUGGUUGGAGCAAAAUUGGGAGCAAUCUUUACACCAGCUACUUACUUGGUGCGCUAGGAGGAUCUAUUGGGAACGUUUCUUCGAUACCUGCUUGCAAACUUCUUGGAAGAAAAGGAGCUACAAUCUUCUUUUUCGGAGGCAUAGCUGUAUUCAACUUCAUAGCCAUGGUACACGUACAGUUUUCAGAGUCCUGGACGCUGGAAUAUGUUGCCAGUUUACUCGGCAGUAUAUCUGGAUCAGCGGCGUUCGCCAUGGUCUAUUUGUACACAGGAGAACUAUCUCCGACCUCUCACCGUGGCAUGAUAAUGUGUUUGAGUUCCAGUAGUGCCAGGGUCGGCAGUUUCCUCGGACCCUAUGUAAGUCUACUGUACGGAGUUAGUGAUAGGAGGGUCCCCCUGGCUUUGUUUGCUGGUUUGGCUUUCUGUGGGUGUUUGGCUUCUUUCUUCCUGCCUGAUACUACUGGAGUUGCUAUUCCCGAAACCCCCAAAGAUGUCAAAGAUUAGAAUUUGCUGGAUGAAACCAAACGUUGUAAAUUAUGUUCAAAGUUACUAAAGAAGAUUAAAGAAGACCAAAAUCAUUUUGGCAAGAUUAUUUAUUGAUUUUUAUUCAUUUAUGUUGCAGGCCCUUUAAACGUUUCCACAACCUUAAAACUGUAACUUGACCCUCAAAGAUUUAAUUUUAUACAAUUCUCUAUCAAAAUAUUCGCUAAGUAUUGAUUAUCUUUUUGCUGACUAUAAGACUGGUUUUACUUUUGUCUUUUUUUAUAAUCGUAAAUAACAGCGAGUUUCUCUCUUGCGAUUUCCUAUGUGACUUGAAAAGUAACAGUGUCUACCUUAAAGUUAAAAGGAUUGACUU